Molecule: messenger RNA, 5705 nt
Organism: Mauremys reevesii (Reeves's turtle)
Lineage: Eukaryota; Metazoa; Chordata; Testudines; Geoemydidae
Gene: ADCY9
Product: adenylate cyclase 9
Exons: 10
Coding region: 1241-5290 (1349 amino acids)
Biological process (GO): cyclic nucleotide biosynthetic process; intracellular signal transduction; adenylate cyclase-activating G protein-coupled receptor signaling pathway
Molecular function (GO): adenylate cyclase activity
Source: RefSeq, a predicted model, not a curated record
GCCCUCAGCCCGUUCAGUGACAGCCCGCAGCCGAAGAUGGUGGCGGCGGCGGCGCCCCGCGCCCCUUUGCACCCGCACUCCCACGGCCGCGCCUGAGCCGCCCUGCCUGGAGGAGCGGGCGGCAGCGCCCUCCCCCCGCUAUCGCCCGGGCGCGAAGCUCCUUGCCCUCGGCGGCAGGGCGCCUCCCCGCCGGAAGGGUAAUUGAAUUAACUCGCCAGCAGGGAGCCGGGGCCGCCAGGGCCCCCGGACGUAGACACGAACGGAGGCGGCGGCCGCCCCAAGCGCUGAGCCCGGCCGGCGGCGCCUGCGCCUGGCCUUGGCGGAGCCGGGCGGCCGGCGGCUGAGGGGGCUGCCGCUCCGGCGGGACUGUGGGGGCCGACCCCCAUCCCCGGCCGGUCCCUGCGCGCCGGGAGCCCGUCAGGAAAGAGCGGGGCGGCUCCGAGGCCGAAGGCCCCACCGGUGGGAGUGGAGCCCCCACCCCGGCGAGUGCGAACGGCCGCGCCAGCCCCAGGGGGCGGCAGGGAGCAGCACAGGCCGGCGGCUGCCGCACCACAGCGUGGCGGCUGCGUCUCCCGGGAGUCCCGAGGCUGCCGGUGCGGGGGGAAUUUGGGGAGGAGGAAAAUAACCCGGCACCAAGCGCUGGGCUCUGCCGGAGCAGUGCGGGCUGCGGGCGGGAGCCAGACAGGGCCAAGUCGGGCUUGUUCCUCCGUGUCAACGUCAGGAGUGGGGAUGGUGCGGCCGCGGUGAGAGCCACACGCUGCCAACACGCCUGGCCUGGGGAGGGACGGGGCUUUCUCCCUUCCUCUUCCUCUGCGGUACGCUGCAAAAAAGAUGGAGAAGAGGCCCUUUCCCGAAGAGGGCUACUUGUCACUCUCCCGAGACUGAGCUGCACUUAUUGGAAAGGACCUGGGGAGUGAUUGCAAAACUGUAACUAACUUGGAACAAAUCGCGGCUAGUUUGUGGACAGCCAGCUGGACAUACCUACUACAUCGUUAGAUUGGAAUAUGUGGGCCUGCCUAGGUCCCAGUCUCCUGUUUGUCUUGCUCCGUUUGAAGGAUGAGUAACUGAAUCAUGUGGACCUGCCUGGCGGUUUCUUUAAACAGGCAGUGAUUUCUCAAGGAAUUUAAAAGCAACUGUCCUAGGAAAAGCCCCAAGUCUGAAAGUUAAAGGAUCACUCUAUUUAUUGUUUUUAAAGUCCUAAGGACCCAUCUCCUAAAGUGCUUAAAGAAAAUUUGACAACAUGGCUUCCCCACCGCACCAGCAGUUACUGCAUCACCACAGCACUGAGGUGAGCUGCGACUCCAGUGGAGACAGUAACAGUGUGAUGGUCAGAAUCAACCCCAAACAGCACCAGGGUUGCUCCUCUUCCAAGCAUUGCAAGUACAGCAUCUCCAGCUGUAGCAGCUCUGGGGAGUCAGGAGGUGCCCGCAGAACAACAGGAGGAGGGGGAAGCAGUGGUGCAGGUUUGCGCAAGAAGAAGCUGCCACAGCUUUUUGAGAGAGCCUCCUCCAAGUGGUGGAACCCCAAGUUUGACUCCAACAACCUGGAAGAGGCCUGUAUGGAGAGAUGCUUCCCGCAGACCCAGCGUAGGUUUCGCUAUGCCCUUUUCUACAUAGGUGUGGCCUGUCUCCUCUGGGGUAUAUAUUUUGGAAUCCACAUGAGAGAGAAACUGAUUGUCUUCAUGGUGCCAGCUCUGUGCUUUCUCUUAGUAUGUGUAGCAUUUUUCCUGUUCAGUUUCACUAAGACCUAUGCCCAGCAUUAUGUGUGGACCUCACUGAUCCUCACCCUCCUGGUUUUUAUUUUGACUCUGGCUCCACAGUUCCAAGUUUUGAUACCUAUCUCAGGAAGUGAUGACGCAUCCAAUCAUACUCCCCCUGUGAGAGCCACAGACACUUGCCUUUCUCAAGUAGGCAGUUUUUCUAUGUGUGUUGAAGUGCUCUUGUUGCUCUACACAGUAAUGCACUUACCUUUGUAUUUAAGCUUGUUUCUGGGACUAUCCUACUCAGUCCUUUUUGAAACCUUUGGUUAUCAUUUCAGUGAUGAAGACUGCUUCGCACCCCUUGGAGCCAGUGUAAUUUACUGGGAACUGCUGAGUAAAGCCUUGCUUCACAUCUGUAUCCAUGCUAUUGGUAUUCAUUUAUUUAUCAUGUCUGAAGUCAGAUCAAGGAGCACAUUCUUGAAAGUGGGGCAAUCAAUCAUGCAUGGAAAAGAUUUGGAAGUGGAAAAAGCACUGAAAGAGAGGAUGAUUCAUUCUGUGAUGCCAAGAAUAAUAGCUGAUGACUUAAUGAAACAGGGGGAUGAUGAAAGUGAGAACUCAGUCAAACGUCAUUCCACCUCAAGCCCCAAAAACAGGAAGAAAAAACCCUCUAUACAGAAAACCCCCAUUAUAUUCCGUCCUUUUAAAAUGCAGCAGAUUGAACAAGUGAGUAUUUUGUUUGCGGAUAUUGUUGGCUUUACUAAAAUGAGUGCAAACAAAUCUGCCCAUGCAUUGGUGGGGCUUUUGAACGAUUUGUUUGGCCGCUUUGACCGUCUGUGUGAGGACACCAAAUGUGAGAAGAUAAGUACUUUGGGAGACUGUUAUUAUUGUGUAGCAGGAUGCCCAGAGCCCCGAGCGGAUCAUGCCUAUUGCUGCAUUGAGAUGGGUUUGGGUAUGAUUAAAGCCAUAGAGCAGUUUUGCCAAGAGAAAAAAGAAAUGGUGAACAUGAGAGUUGGAGUUCACACUGGGACAGUUCUUUGUGGCAUUUUGGGGAUGAGGAGGUUUAAGUUUGAUGUGUGGUCUAAUGAUGUCAACUUGGCCAAUCUAAUGGAGCAGUUGGGAGUGGCUGGAAAGGUCCAUAUUUCAGAAGCUACUGCCAAAUAUUUGGAUGACCGUUACGAAAUGGAGGAUGGAAAGGUGAUUGAACGAGUUGGCCAGAGUGUGGUAGCUGACCAGUUAAAAGGUUUGAAGACUUACCUGAUAUCUGGUCAGAAAGUGAAGGAGUCCCAUUGCAGCUGUUCACAGGCAUUGGUUACUGGUCUGGAGGCAGGAGAUGGAGCCAAGAUACAGGGAGCGUCAUCAGCUGAGAAUAUUGUUGACUUGGCAAAGACUCUCAAACACUCCGAGAAACACAAGACAUGUCCUUCAUGUAGUGUUACAUUUGCUCCCAGCAGUGAUGUCACUAUAGAGGAAGGAGCUAUCCAAAAUGGCUGUCAGGAUGAACAUAAAAACAAUACCAAGCAGAUUCCUGGACGACGCAGUCCAAAGACCCAGAAUGGACUUUUGAGACCUCCACAGGAUGAGAAGCUGAGCAACAGCCAGACAUCACUUUAUGAGAUGUUGCAGGAGAAAGGAAGAUGGGUAGGAGUGAGUUUGGACCAGUCAGCACUCCUUCCACUGAGGUUCAAAAACAUCAGAGAGAAGACAGAUGCUCAUUUUGUGGAUGUGAUUAAAGAAGACAGCCUGAUGAAAGACUAUUUCUUUAAACCACCAAUUAACAAGUUGAGCCUGAACUUCCUGGAUGGGGACUUGGAGAUGGCUUACAGGACCAGCUAUCAGGAAGAGGUUAUAAAGAAUGCUCCUGUGAAGACGUUUGCCAGUGCUACCUUCAGUUCACUCCUGGAUGUGUUCCUGUCCACAACAGUCUUCCUCAUACUCUCGAUCACCUGUUUCCUGAAACAUGGGGUGGCCCUAUCCCCUCCCCCACCUGCAGCAGUUGUGGUGUUCAUCAUUGCCAUCCUGCUAGAGGUGCUGUCUCUUAUCGUCUCAAUUAGAAUGGCAUUCUUUCUGGAGGAGGUGAUGAUUUGUACUAAGCGCCUGCUGGAGGUGAUUGCUGGCUGGCUGCCUCGACAUUUCAUCGGUGCAAUCCUAGUUUCCCUCCCGGCUCUUGCAGUUUUUUCACAUUUCACCUCUGACUUUGAAACCAACAUACAUUAUACCAUGUUUAUGUGUUGUGCGAUUCUCAUCACAAUUGUCCAGUACUGUAACUUCUGCCAGCUGAGCUCCUGGAUGAGAUCAUCAUUGGCCACUAUUGUAGGAGUGGUGCUCCUUAUCUUGCUCUACAUCUCUUUAUGUCCAGACAGCUCCAUUGAAACUUCCCACCUAGAUUUAGGACAGAACUUUAGCUCUAGGAAGAAUCCAUGCAACAGUUCAGUGCUAAAUGAUAUAAAGAAACCAGCAGACCGGAUUGGCCAGGAAGUGAUACUGGUUUUCUUUCUCCUACUCCUUUUGGUUUGGUUUCUGAAUCGGGAAUUUGAAGUCAGUUACCGUCUUCACUACAAUGGAGAUGUAGAGGCUGAUCUUCACCGCACCAAAAUUCAGAGCAUGAGGGAUCAAGCUGACUGGUUGCUGAGGAAUAUUAUUCCAUAUCACGUGGCGGAGCAGUUGAAGGUUUCCCAGAGCUACUCCAAAAACCAUGAUAGUGGCGGAGUGAUCUUUGCUAGCAUUGUGAACUUCAGUGAGUUCUAUGAAGAGAAUUACGAGGGGGGCAAAGAAUGCUAUCGAGUCCUAAAUGAAUUGAUUGGGGACUUUGAUGAGUUGCUGAGCAAACCACAUUACAGCAGCAUUGAGAAAAUCAAAACAAUUGGGGCAACUUACAUGGCUGCCUCUGGACUGAACACUGCACAGUGUCAGGACAAUAACCAUCCACAUGGACAUUUACAAACCCUUUUUGAAUUUGCCAAAGAAAUGAUGCGAGUGGUGGAUGACUUCAACAACAAUAUGUUGUGGUUUAAUUUUAAACUUCGUGUUGGCUUUAACCAUGGCCCUCUCACUGCUGGGGUCAUAGGCACCACCAAGUUGUUGUAUGACAUUUGGGGUGAUACCGUGAACAUUGCUAGCAGGAUGGACACUACCGGCGUGGAGUGCCGGAUACAGGUGAGUGAGGAGAGCUACCGUAUCCUAAAUAAGAUGGGAUAUGACUUUGAUUAUAGGGGGACAGUCAACGUGAAGGGGAAAGGUCAGAUGAAAACCUACCUUUACCCAAAAUGCAUGGACAAUGGGGUUGUGCCGCAUCACCAGUUAUCUAUAUCUCCAGACAUCCGGGUUCAAGUGGAUGGCAGCAUUGGGCGGUCUCCUACCGAUGAGAUUGCCAAUCUGGUGCCUUCUGUACAGAAUUCUGACAAGACAUCCCAGGGCUCAGAUAACAACUUAGAACCCAAGGAUAUGCUUCCAUCUUACAAGAAGCUCCAAAAAGAUUCAGUGAAAGCAGAAGACAGGUGCAAGUUUGGCAAAGCUGUAAAAAAUGAUUGUGAGGAAGCAGAAACUGAGGAGGUCAAUGAACUAACAAAGUUAAAUAUCUCUAAGAGUGUAUGAUGCAGUGACAGAGAGCUGCAUGAUGUGCUCUGUCCAUAGAAACACAAAGACAUUUGCAAUUGGCUGCUUUCUUUUUUGAAGAAAGAUGUUCUCAACACCUGGGUUAUUUGUUUUCAUAUUAGCACCUGAUGCUGUGUGGAUCACAGUUAUUCAGGGCUCAUUUUCAUCUAUCUCUCCCCUCCAUGCCCCUUAGCCCUCUUCCAAAACUCCCCAGCUCCCUGUGUAACCCUCUUUCAGCUGAGUGGAGCAUAUUAAGUGCCUUCAGAUAUACUCCAUUGGACUCCCUGUCUAGGUACAAAGGCCCCAAAUAAAAUCAUAGCUUUGGGUAUCUAUUAAUUUUAAAAGAAAAGCUGUGGUCAUCCUAUCAUUUUUAUUGUUUUUUCUCACAAAACACUUUUUUUGGCUAAUGCAACUC